UUGAGGUUAUGUGCGUGUGUCUAAUACUCUAAUAAGUAAAAUAAUAAACCAAACACCAAAAUAAUCAGUAAUCACUAAUCAUAUUAUUAAAACGUUUAAAAUAUAUUACAGUGUUAAAUAGAUACUUUUUUCAUUUAAUCUAUCAUAAUAUUAUCCGAAAAUUACUGCAAGCAUAAAUAAUAUACAUUACAUGAUAUAACAAAUAACGAUUUAUGAUCAAAAUUCAACGUUUUCUCUAGCUCUACUUCUUCAUCAACUAGCGUUGAGGGACGGUGAACGGUAUCUUCCACUGAUUUAUGUGUAUGAUACAUAUAUUUUAUAACUUUAGAUUUAAAAUAUAUAAUUUUAAUUAUAAUUGAAUAUACGAGAAUAAACUAAAUAAUAAUUUUAUCAUAACACUUGUAUAUUUGCAUUGUAACCAUACAUUAGUGAAAUGGAAGGAAAGAAACAAAUUGAUUUAAAAAAAGAAUUUGGUCAUUAUGCUACCAAAUAUAAAAGUUUAAACCCAUUCAAUGAAAUAGACUCAAAAAAACUUCUCAAAGAAAGAUACAAACAAAAUUUGGACGAUUCCAAACCUUUAGAAGACAAAGAACCAAUUAAAACUGUCACCGUGGACUUAUUCAAACAAAUUCCAUUAUUAGAAGAUAUAGAUUUGACUAAAUCAGAUCCUUUGUGUAAUAUGCCAAAACUAUCUGAAAAAGAAGCUGUUCGUAGAGUGAGGAAUAAAUUUAUACGACUACAGUUGUUAUAUGCACAAGAAUACAGAUAUUUGUUAUUUAAGUAUCGAGUAAAACGUAGAGAAUACUUAAUUAAUAAAAAAUGUGAUUCGGAAUCAUAUGGACAACUAAAUAAAUCAAAAUGGACUAAUGAUGAAGAAUAUGCGAAAUUCCGUAAAUUAAAACUAUUGGAACACUAUCAAAAAAUGACAAUAGGACAAGAGGCAGUAGUAUUUAAAACAGCAAUGGAUAGAAAAAUAAGAGCAACUUCGUUACUAAACAAUAAAGGAAAAUCACAUCUUCCACAUUGUACAUAUGUGGAAAUGGGUAUAAAAUGCACAGGAAAAAUGAUACCAAAAAGUAAGUAUUGUAAGAAACAUAUCCUCAAGGAUCCAAAGCAAAUUUUAUUCAGAGCUUGCAAUGUGCUUCAAAGUGAUAAUCAAUGCCAAGAGCCAAUUGUAAAUUUUGAUACAAAAUCUACGUGUGUUUUACAUGAAACAUUACCAAUGCUUCGAGAUUAAAUAUUUAUCUAUAUAUUAUAUACACAACACAAAAUAUAUUUUGUGUUCUCCUAUUUAGGUCACCUACUGAAUAUAUUUUAAUUUAAUUCAUUUUUAAUACUGUAACUAAAAUAAGUUUUAUUUAACCAAUUUAAUUAAUAAACUCAUGAUUACUUAGUUAUACAUAAACUAUGCUAUUAAAUAUUAGGUAUAUAAUAUGUAUCUUAGUAC
Molecule: messenger RNA, 1447 nt
Organism: Rhopalosiphum maidis (corn leaf aphid)
Lineage: Eukaryota; Metazoa; Arthropoda; Insecta; Hemiptera; Aphididae
Gene: dgt1
Product: KAT8 regulatory NSL complex subunit 2
Exons: 2
Coding region: 434-1237 (267 amino acids)
Cellular component (GO): NSL complex
Source: RefSeq, a predicted model, not a curated record